Bactrocera latifrons is the source of this 7015-nucleotide messenger RNA. It is a transcript of the gene 18w, whose product is annotated as toll-like receptor 7. NCBI's taxonomy places the organism in Eukaryota, Metazoa, Arthropoda, Insecta, Diptera, Tephritidae. The coding region runs from base 817 to 5202 and encodes 1461 amino acids. The transcript has a single exon. The record is from RefSeq and is a predicted model, not a curated record. Gene Ontology annotation, molecular function: protein binding. Gene Ontology annotation, biological process: signal transduction.
UAAGCGGUAAACAUGGCUUUCUGAAAUAGCAGCGCUUCCGUGAAAGUUUCUUGUUUUUAAGUAAAAGUUGUUAUUGAAUUCCAUUCCUCGCACGUCGCGCAACAAACUAGCUUAGACGUACGCACGAACACGAAACGUUUUUAUUUCGGUUAAGUGUUUGGACUUGAAGUAAAAGAAGAAGCCAAGUAUUUCGCGCUGCUGUUAAAUAAAAUUCAAAGUUUCGUAAAUUCAAAACGUAAACGAGAGAACUUCCUUGAAGUUAAAAAAGCUGAAGUGAAGUAAAAAAGUUCUUUAAAAAGCAAGAAAAUAAAAUAACGAAUUGGAAAAAAUUAAAAUUGAAUUUGAAAAACGGUGAACCCUUGUUCACCAAAUAUACAAGUGUUGUAAAUACAAAUUACUGCCACAGUAAUUACAAAAGUACCACAGUAGUUACUGCAAGUGUGUACGAAAUCGCUCCGCUCGCAUUUGCCACCAAGGAUUACGGUUUGCGCGUUUGACUUAGCGAUUACAUUGAAAAUAAAAAAUUAACUAAAAUCAAAAAGUACUGUGACUUUAACGAAGAAUAUGUUUCUCCAAAGAUAAUACGCGCUGAAAAAGCUCUAUGCGCCAUGUUGCAACUAUGCCAUCUGCAAUUAAGAAGUGCUUGCAAACGAAUUUGUUGAGUGUAAAUGCAGAAAAAUUUUUGAAAUAAAACAUCCAACACAAAUAAACCAAUUAGAAAGAAAAAUAACAUUAUAAAUUGCAAAGUGUGCGAGUGACAGCCAAGUCCUCAACUAAAAUAAGUGCUCCAAAAACAAAAACAUACACAAAACCACAAUGCACACUGCCAGCACAACAAUGUUGGCCGGCGCAAUCAGCCGCCACCUACCCUACCUGCUCAUCAUCCUUAUCAGCAGCCUGACCGGCAGCUAUACGCACGCACAGCAAUGCUCGUGGGAGUUUGUGCGCACAACGCUCGACAUCAAGUGCAAUCUGCGCGCCAUCGAACCGCUGGUGCCGCUCGAUCUGCAAGUCGCCGAAACGGCCAAUCGCUUGGAGAUACAGUGCUCCGCCGAUUUGCUGCACGCCAGCGAAUUGCCUGCCGGCGCCUUUGCGCGCCUGCAAAAGCUGUCCGAGCUACAAGUGGAUGCGUGCAAAAUGCAACGCAUCGCCGCCAACACAUUUGAUGGUCUGAUGUCGCUGAAGCGGCUAUCGGUGCAGACACAUAACUCCGUCUGGGGACCGGGCAAGUCACUAGAAAUAUUAGCGAGCUCGUUUGCGGGUCUACGCGAGUUGAACGAGUUGAAUUUGAGUGACAAUAAUAUACGUCAACUGCCUGAGGGCGUUUGGUGUACUAUGCAAAAUUUACAAGUGUUGAAUCUGACGGUGAAUCGUAUACGCUCCGCUGAGAAUUUGGGCUUCUCGGAAAAGAUGUGCACGCUGAAUGGCGCCAGCGGUGGCGCCGAAUUGCAAGUUUUGGAUGUGUCGCACAAUGAGCUGCGCGCACUGCCCGAUGUGUGGGGCGCCUCCCGUUUGCGCCGGCUGCAGCAAUUGAAUUUGCAGCACAACAACAUCAGCACGUUUGCAUCGAAUGCGUUGGCGGGUUUGAGCUCAUUGCGCAUACUGAAUUUGUCGUACAACCAUUUGGAGACUUUGCCCGCCGAUGCCUUUGCAGGCAACAAGGAGCUCCGUGAGAUACAUUUGCAGGGCAAUGAAUUGUAUGAUUUGCCCAAAGGCCUGCUGCAUCGGUUGGAGCAACUACUGGUACUGGACCUGAGCGCUAAUCAGCUGACAAGCCAUCACAUUGACAACAACACGUUCGCUGGACUCAUACGCUUAAUUGUGCUGAAUUUGUCCAAUAAUGCGCUGACACGUGUGGGCGCUAAAACCUUCAAAGAGCUGUAUUUCUUGCAAAUACUGGACAUGCGCAACAAUUCUAUUGGCCACAUUGAAGACGGCGCUUUCUUGCCAUUGUACAACUUGCAUACAUUAAAACUCUCCGAGAAUCGCUUACACACGCUGGAUAAUAAGAUCUUCAAUGGCUUGUUUGUGCUGAAUAAACUGACACUCAACAACAAUCUGAUCAGCAUUGUCGAGACACAAGCAUUCCGCAACUGCUCUGACCUGAAGGAACUCGAUCUCAGCUCCAAUCAGCUGGCUGACGUGCCUGAGGCCGUGCAAGAUUUGACCAUGUUAAAGACACUCGAUUUGGGUGAGAAUCAGAUUUCCGAUUUCAAGAAUGGCACAUUCAAGAAUCUGAGCCAAUUGACUGGUCUGCGUCUAAUUGACAACCGUAUUGGCAACAUCACCGUUGGCAUGUUCACCGAUCUGCCACGCUUGACUGUGCUCAAUCUGGCUAAGAAUCGCAUACAAUCCAUCGAACGCGGCUCCUUCGCCAAAAACAGUGAAAUCGAGGCCAUACGUCUGGAUAAGAACUUUCUUACGGACAUCAAUGGCAUUUUCGCAACACUCGCUACCCUACUGUGGCUAAAUCUCUCCGAAAAUCAUUUGGUUUGGUUCGAUUACGCCUUCAUACCAUCGAAUCUCAAAUGGCUGGACAUACAUGGCAACUACAUUGAGGCGCUCGGCAACUACUAUAAACUACAGGAAGAGAUACGCGUGACCACGCUAGAUGCUAGUCAUAAUCGCAUCACCGAAAUCGGCGCUAUGUCCGUGCCGAAUUCCAUAGAACUGCUCUUCAUCAACAACAAUAUCAUCAAUCAGAUACAAGCUAAUACUUUCGUCGAUAAAACACGCUUAGCGCGCGUGGAUCUCUAUGCUAACGUGCUGUCAAAGAUCACUUUGAAUUCGUUACGCGUCGCACCGGUCGCCACCGAUAAGCCAGUGCCGGAGUUUUAUUUGGGCGGUAAUCCGUUCGAGUGCGACUGCUCAAUGGAAUGGCUACAACGCAUUAACAAUCUUACCACCCGCCAGCAUCCACGCAUUGUCGACCUCGGCAAUAUUGAGUGUCUAAUGCCGCACAGUCGGAAUGCGCCCAUACGUCAACUGGCGGCGCUGAGCAGCAGCGACUUUGUCUGCAAAUACGACUCCCACUGUCCGGCGACGUGCCACUGCUGUGAUUUCGAACAAUGCGACUGCGAAAUGGUUUGCCCAGACAAUUGUACCUGUUUCCAUGACGCUACCUGGUCGACAAACAUUGUCGACUGUGGGAAACAGAAUCGCAUUAAUCUACCCGCACGCAUACCAACCGACGUCACCGAUCUCUACUUGGACGGCAAUAACUUGCCAGUGCUGGAUGCGCAGGUGUUUGCAGGCAAACGUAAUUUACGCGCGCUCUACCUGAACGCCUCGAAUGUAAUGUCCGUGCAGAAUGGCACUUUCGACGAGUUGAAUAUGGUGCGCAUACUGCAUUUGGAGAAUAACAAAUUGCAAACGCUGGAGGGACACGAAUUCCGUCAGUUGUCACUGUUGCGCGAAUUGUACCUGCACAACAAUCUCUUGACCCACAUCUCGAAUACCACAUUCGCGCCGCUAGUAUCGCUGAAGGUGUUGCGACUCGAUAAUAAUCGUAUGACGGCGAUGCCGAUUGCGCAGCUGGCCAACUUGCAGUACCGUAACAAUUUGCAGGGCUUAACUAUUGGCCGCAAUGCGUGGUCGUGUCGUUGCCAAUUCUUGCAGGAGUUGGCGCAAUUCGUGGCGGACAAUGCGAUCGUGAUACGUGACGCACAGGACAUUUACUGUGUGGAUGCGGGUGUGAAGAGUGAACUCGAUUUGAUCACCUCAAAUGGUGUGGACUGCAGUGAGCUCUUAGAAAGUGCUAGUAAUAUGGCGUCGCAAGAUAUCUCGGGCGGUUAUGUGCCAUUGCUUGCUGCUGUGUUGGUACUGAUCUUCCUAAUUGUUGUGCUGAUUAUUGUUUUCGUCUUCCGUGAGUCAGUGCGCGUGUGGUUAUUUGCACAUUAUGGCGUGCGUGUAUGUGAACCACGCUUCGAGGAUGCUGGCAAGCUGUAUGACGCCAUCAUUUUACAUUCGGCAAAAGACUAUGAAUUCGUGUGCCGCAACAUCGCCGCUGAGUUAGAACAUGGACGCCCACCGUUCCGUCUGUGCAUACAACAACGUGAUUUACCACCAGAAGCCAGCCACUUGCAGAUCGUAGAGGCUGCACGUGCUUCACGCAAGAUCAUCUUGGUGCUCACACGCAAUCUGCUGUCGACCGAGUGGAAUCGUCUAGAAUUCCGCAAUGCCUUCCAUGAGGCGCUACGCGGACUCGCACAAAAACUGGUGAUCAUCGAAGAAACGAACGUAUCCAGCGAGGCCGAAGAGGUGCCUGAGCUUGCGCCCUAUCUAAAAUCUGUGCCCUCGAAUCGCCUACUCACCUGCGAUCGCUACUUCUGGGAGAAGCUGCGCUAUGCCAUACCAAUUGAGCUGUCACCACGCGGUAAUAACUAUACCUUAGAUCAUCAUGAACGUUUCAAGCAGCCCGUCUCACCGGGCAUGAUCUUCCGCCAAGCGCCACCACCACCCGCCUACUACCAAGAAGAUAUGGAAGCCAACUACUCGUCGGCCACAACAGCCACACCCUCGCCACGCCCCAGUCGUCAUGGCGCACGCAUUGUCGACGCCAUACCUAUGCGCCCGCCUUCCGAACAUAUCUACCACAGCAUUGAGUCGGAGUACAGCGCCUAUGAUCCGCAGGAAGCGCUCUCCAUGAUACCGAAUGGCGGCAGCGCGGCCACAUUCAUGCAACACCACGGCCACCAGUCGCAUCAUCCCCUACAACAUCCGCAACAACAGCAAUUGCUCGCACCCAAUAGCUACCGUGUACACCAUCAUGCGCAGACCAACCCUCGCGCCAGCACGGUUGGCCAUCAGGCAAUGGUCAUGCAACUACAACAACAGCAACAGUGGCGGCCAUCAAUGUGUAUGACACAAAACGCGGCAGGAGCGCCAUCAUCGGCGAAUUUAAUGUCCGGCGCGACAACAACAGCGACAACGUUGACAAUGCCAACGUCGACCAAUCAACAGCAGAGCGCGGGCACAGCGCCCGUACACUUGCGCACCGGCAGCAAUUUGAGUCAGGCGAGUACGAGCACACAAUCAACAUCUGCGGCUGCGCAAACGCCCCAACCGCAAGCAUCCACAUCCGCUGCGGCGGCGGCAGCUGCAGCUGCCAAAGUGGACAAUGGCAGCGUCACAGCGACGACCGAGGCGCUGGGGAGCUCAAGCGCGGCGAACAAGAACAAUGGACAAGCGUUUUUGGUAUAAUGAAAGCCACAAAAGCUGUGGCAGCAGUACUACGACGGCAACGACAACAACGGCCAACAACAGCAGGAACUGCAUUUGCUGCAACAACAACAACUACAGCUGCAAAGCGCACGCAAAAAGGGCAGGCAUGCUGAUGAGUUGAUUGUUGUUGUGGAGCGCUUAACGUGAGUUGAAUGCGCGCUUACCGCAGCCAAAGUGGCAUUGUACGUACGUUUGUUGCUGUUAUUAUUAUUAUUGCUGCACGCUUUGUUUGCCAGCACACUGCCAACCACCAUCUCCAUCACCAUCACCACCACUUCCAUUUGCCACACCGCGUACUUUAAGUACGUACCACUUAUUUACGUUAUAUAUACACAUAGAUUCGCUCAAAUGCAUAUAUGUAUAGCGUAUGUAUUGUGUUUUGACUGAGGCAGCUUUGCAAGCCAUUCACGACACGACAACGAUGACGCCGCCAUCUUUAGCGGACCAACGCGAAAGCGCAAAGAACUAAGCAACAUUUUUAUUGUAAUAUAGAAAAACGUUAUGUUUAUGCGGUUGAAAACAUGUUCGGCGACACGCGAACCAACACACCAACACACACACGAACACAUGCACACACAACGCGACUCAUGCAGCGCGCAACAUGCAUGAAUUAGCCAUGCCUUCAGCACACAUUGCCACAUAUGUAUUCGUCUGUAUGUAUAUACAUGCAUAAAGCUAAAUGUAGGCAUGUACAUGCCAGAGUGUGAACAGAACGCGCACAAAAGGAAACAAAAGCAGCGGCGCAGCGCAGCGCACUUUCGAUGUGAGAAGCAAAAGACUUUCCAUAGGAGUUAAAAAUUUAUUAAUAUACACAUACACACACUUAUAUAUAUAUAUAUGUAUUUAUAUGUAUAUUGUAUAUAUAUAUAUGAAAUUUAUAUAAAAAGUUAUGCUAUGAUAUGUAAAUCUAUCGAGUUGUAUGAUCAUGUCUGUUUAUGUAUGCAACAGUGUGGCGACACGGCCGCCCGCAUGGCAAGUGGCUGAGCGCGGGCGUCUUGUGGUGCGCGUUGUUGUUGUUGUUGAAACACUUUUUCAAAUUCAAUGUGAUAUUAAAUAAAUAAUUUAAAACUAUAUAUACAUACAUACACACACCUACGUGCAUAUAUGUAUGUGUGAAAUAUUGAAAAUAUUGUACUAUACUCUAAAGUUAAAGUAGUUAAAAGCAAUUGUGUGUUGUAUUUGUAUAAUGUAUAGUUAUGUAUAGGGCGUAAUGUUUAAUUUGUAAACUAUUUCUGCGUAGAAUUAUUUAAAUUUAUAUGAACUAUUAUUACAAUUAUUGUUUAUACUUACUUGAAAAGCAUUUUCGUAAUAAGCAGAAGCAGAGGAAGCGACUUUUUUCACUUUUUCGUUGAAUGUAAAGUGUGAAACACACACACAGCCACACACAAAUACUACCGCAACUACAAAAGAAUAGAAAAAAUAUUAAUUGAACUACGAGCAGCGUAAACUUAGUUACUUAGCGAAUAAUAAACGAAUUAGUAUCUGCAAGCGUGCAGUUACUUGAAAAUUAUACGAAACACACAAACACCCACACACUUACAUAUAUAUAUGUAUGUAGACACAUGUAUGCCUCAUGCUUUGGGGCGGCAAAAAGUAUGUGAAACACUAAACUAAAUAAAUAGUAGUAUUAUAUAAUUAAAAACAACAAUCCAAUGAACGCAAAGUUAGUUUAUCUAUUAUAGAGUAUAUAUAGUGUAUUUAAAAUAAUUUUUAGUUGUAUUUAAAAUUUGUACAUAAACGAGAAUAAUGCGAUAAUAUAGCCAUCAAAACGUAACUAAAAUAUAAACAUAAA